This is a messenger RNA of Lampris incognitus (smalleye Pacific opah), 1114 nucleotides long. Its product is annotated as U8 snoRNA-decapping enzyme. Gene Ontology annotation, biological process: sno(s)RNA catabolic process; mRNA catabolic process. The transcript has 5 exons. Gene Ontology annotation, molecular function: phosphodiesterase decapping endonuclease activity; snoRNA binding. Gene Ontology annotation, cellular component: nucleus. Lineage: Eukaryota; Metazoa; Chordata; Actinopteri; Lampriformes; Lampridae. The coding region runs from base 230 to 916 and encodes 228 amino acids. The record is from RefSeq and is a predicted model, not a curated record.
UACACUUCCAACAUCCUGCCGGCUUGGUGUGCGCCGCCUGCCUGCGGGGCUCGAGCGUUGUGGUUCCACUGAUCAGCAGGCUGGUCAGUGCCCCUUCCCGAGGCUGGGCUCCUUCUGAGUUAAUCACGUACUUAUUACUAAACCAGGGCCGCGAGCGCGGCUGCUCCCGCACGUAAAGGCACGAGCCUAGGAGCGUUCAGCAUAGAUCUGGUGACUCAACAGACGACAGAUGACGAGCGGUGGCCUGUCCAAGGCGGAAGCACUGGCCUGCCCAGACUGCAGGCAUGCGUGCCACGUGAUGCUCUACUCAGACACCAAAGCCCGGCUGUUUGGGAGAAUUCCCAUCAGACACCUUGUGCUGAUGCAGAUGCGCUUUGACGGCCUGUUGGGUUUUCCUGGCGGGCUGGUUGACCCCUCGAAGGAGACCCUGGAAGAGGGGUUAAGCAGGGAAUUGUUGGAAGAGCUGGGGAUGGAAAUUCCCGUGCUGGCAGAAGACUAUUUGACCUCGUGCCGUGUUCCCUCCUCCUCCUCGCUGUCCUCACGUCUUAUCACUCACUUCUACGUGAAGAAGAUGGAGGAGAGGCAGAUUGAGGAGGUGGAGAAAGCGGCGGUCUCUGCGGCGACAGAUCACGGACAGGAGGUUCUGGGGAUGGUCAGGGUACCCCUUUACACCAUGAGAGGGGGAGGAGGAGGGGGAGGUCUUCCGUCCUUCCUCUCGCACUCUUUCAUCGGGACCGCUCGCUCUCAGCUGCUGGACGCCUUGCUGCGCCUCCGCCUGGUCACCCCGCAGGAGCUGCACAGAGCGCUCGCGCGCGCCUUGGAAAUACACGCUCACACCUCGGAGUCUCUGCAGGCGGCCCUCGCACCCGCAGAGGAGCAGGGGAAGCGGUCCUGUGACGCGCCGGUGCAUGUAUAAAGGCAUGCUCUUGUGCACAUAUAUGUACAUAUAUAUAUAUAUAUAUAUAUAUAUAUAUAUGUAUACACACACACACACACAACUGUUUUCUGCCUGUAAGCAACCGUAGAACCGAUGCCGAGGCUCGCAGCUGCUCCUUCUGGAAGGAGGAGCGUCACGUGUCUUUGAGUGUUUGCAGGAAUAAAAGCAUUCAUUAUC